Molecule: messenger RNA, 2361 nt
Organism: Megalops cyprinoides (Indo-Pacific tarpon)
Lineage: Eukaryota; Metazoa; Chordata; Actinopteri; Elopiformes; Megalopidae
Product: leucine-rich repeat transmembrane neuronal protein 4
Exons: 3
Coding region: 307-2073 (588 amino acids)
Cellular component (GO): plasma membrane
Molecular function (GO): protein binding
Source: RefSeq, a predicted model, not a curated record
CGGAGAGAAGUCGAGGCUAUUUCCCUGCUUGCAUCAGGACACUGAGAUAUGCUGCAUGGCUGGACUUGGGGACUGAAAUACGGGCACAAGGUUGCUCACCCUUGCCAUACCUCCGGAGCGCAGCGGCGGGCAGGUGUGCCUCGCUUGUGCUUGCUGUCGGUUGCUGUACCGGCUGAGCUGCGAGAGCGGGUUGAGUAGUGGAUAAAAACGGAACCAUCUGAGGAGACCGCGUGUCAUGCGGGCUCGGGAGUCAAGUGCUUGUAGCAGGCUAUAAACCCGUGGACAGGAUCUGAUAGAUACGCGGAUAUGGGGUCCCUGAUGCGAGGCAGGUGGCUAAUGGUGCCGCUGCUGUUGCAGGCCUGGCUGCUGGCAUCCCCGAGCAGCGUCCGUGAGCGUCCGUGUCCUCGGAGCUGCCGCUGCGAUGGGAAGAUAGUGUACUGUGAGUCCAACGCCUUUCGCGACGUGCCAAAGAACGUCUCCGGUGGGUGCCAGGGCCUGUCCCUGCGCUACAACAGCCUGGUGAGCCUCAGGGCCGGCCAGUUUGCCGGCCUGAGCCAGCUUGUCUGGCUCUACCUGGACCACAACUACAUCAACACCGUGGACAGCCAGGCCUUCCAGGGAGUGCGUAGGCUCAAGGAGCUGAUUCUGAGCUCAAACAAGAUCACACAGCUCCAAAACGCCACUUUCCACACCGUCCCCAACUUACGAAACCUCGACCUGUCCUACAACAAGCUGCAGGCCCUGCAGCCAAACCAGUUCCAGGGUCUCCGCAAGCUGCUCAGCCUCCACAUCCGUUCCAAUUCCUUGAAGAGCGUCCCCGUGCGAGUCUUUCAGGACUGCCGCAACCUGGAGUUUCUGGACCUGGGCUACAACCGACUGCGCAGCCUCACCCGCAAUGCCUUCGCGGGGCUGCUCAAACUGACUGAACUGCACUUGGAGCACAACCAGUUCUCCAAGAUCAACUUCUCACACUUUCCACGCCUCUACAACCUGCGGGCGCUCUACCUGCAGUGGAACCGCAUCCGGUCCAUCAGCCAGGGGCUCACCUGGAUCUGGACCUCCCUGCAGAAACUGGACCUCUCGGGAAACGACCUGCAAGUUGUGGAUGCCAGUAUCUACCAGUGCCUGCCCAACCUGCAGACACUCAACCUGGACUCCAACAAGCUCAGCAAUGUGUCUCAGGAGGCGGUGGCAGCAUGGAUCUCUCUGACCACCAUCAGCCUAGCAGGCAACAUAUGGGACUGCAGCCCCAGCAUCUGCCCCCUGGUGGUUUGGCUGAGGAACUUCAAGGGGAACAAGGAGACCACCAUGAUUUGUGCGGGACCCAAGGAGGCCCAGGGGGAGAAAGUGAUGGAUGCAGUGGAAACGUACAGCAUCUGCAAAGCCACUCCGGCCCCAUCUGUCUCCACACCAUCCACCCUCCCCAAUACUCCAUCAAAACCCGAGCGCUUGCCCAUUCCCACUUUGUCCAGAGUGGGCGAGGAGCUGGCGGGGGUUGGUUUCGCCAGCCCCAUGCCUUCGGGGGCCUCCUCCACCAUCCCAGAGCAGGACUUUGAGCAUGUUUCCUUCCACAAAAUAAUUGCCGGCAGUGUGGCGCUCUUCUUGUCGGUAGCUAUGAUCCUGCUGGUGAUAUAUGUGUCGUGGAAGCGCUACCCCAGCAGCAUGAAGCAGCUGCAGCAGCACUCCAUGGUCCGAAAGCGCAGGAAAAAGGUGCGGGAAACAGAACGCACCCUCAACUCCCCCCUGCAGGAGUAUUAUGUGGACUACAAACCCACAAACUCUGAGACCAUGGACGUGCUGGUCAAUGGGACAGGACCCUGCACCUACACCAUCUCGGGCUCCAGAGAAUGUGAGAUUCCACACCAGGUGAGUGCACUGACGUUCUACAGGUACGAGCAGCCCAUAGUGGACUACUGCCAGGCUCACCAGCCUCUCCACCUCAACAUGGGCUUCGAGGGCGCCCCCCAGGGACUGGAGGACCUGGGACCACGAGAGCGCGGCACCAUACAGACUAUUGCCCUUCCCUCUGUGCCUGCAGCCUCUCUCACAGACCCUCGGACCCCCCCGCAGUGAGAUCUGCUGGGGGAGGGGUCCACUGCCCUGUUUCCACCCACUGACUGGGAUUGCAACCCACUUUUAGAUGUUGACCAGGCGGGUGUGGCCUUGGAGGAGUGGAGGUCAUUGCAGGAGGUGUAGGGGCCUUAUUGGCAGAAUCAGCUGCAAGUUUCCUUUGAGCACGCUGGCUGUAUUGGGUAGUUCUGAACAGGGUGAACCUAGUACAGGUUAUCACUGCAGUGGUGGCGAGCAAUGAAGCAAUGAAUAAACUUAAGGGUCACGCCUGGGUGUGGUAAGAAGCAGUAA